Messenger RNA from Physella acuta, 1904 nucleotides. Its product is annotated as protein amnionless-like. Gene Ontology annotation, cellular component: endocytic vesicle; apical plasma membrane. The record is from RefSeq and is a predicted model, not a curated record. Lineage: Eukaryota; Metazoa; Mollusca; Gastropoda; Physidae. Gene Ontology annotation, biological process: intracellular protein localization; receptor-mediated endocytosis.
UUGAUGCGCCAGAUUUUUAACGUGCCAUCACUAUGAGUUGUUGCCUAGUUGAUACUGACAUGAGAUUUUAAAACUAUAUUUUUAACAACAGGAUAAUUUGAAAAAAAACAAACUAUUAUAUGAUGAAGUUUUUUGCCGUGGUUUGUUUCGUGUUGUCCCUUACAGAGAGAGGUGAAGCUAUUUUGAAGAAAUGGAACCUGGACGCCAAUUUUGAGAACCCCAACAACUGGGAUACCAAGAAAGUCCCGUGCGGAAAUGACGUCACGACGAUCCCCGAGCACAGUCCCGUGAUCUUCAUGAACACGCAAGCCACGCUGAAGGAGCUGCAACUACCCAGCAAUGCGGAGAUCAUCUUUGGCCUGAAUGCUGGGAUUUCCUUCAGCGACGCCCCUUACCCAGGGUGUAACAAGAGCGAAUACGGCAUGACCUUCGCGGCCAUCACCCCCCAACCCUGGCUGGACCCAGCCAGCUGGUGCCCCACCUCCCAGAGCUCCCCCGGGGCGGCGUGCGUCACGACCACUCCCCUCCUGGACACCGAGAUGGUGCCGUGUCCCUACGAUGACGUCAUCUUCCCCAAAGAGCACACGUUCCUGGUCGACCUGACCAGCGCGGGGAACGCCAAGUUCAAGGUCAAGUCUCUGAAGAUGUGGCAGGAGACUUUCUACUCCAGCGAUACCAUCAGCAGAUACCUCAACUCGUCCUAUGGUAGACGGACGUUCCCCCUGGGCCCGGGGGUGGGGACGGACAGGUUUGAAUUCACGCGCGGCUGUAGUCAGGUGGGAGGCUGCCCGUGCGGGAAUGACAGACCCGAGAUCGCCAAACAAAUUUGCUCCUACGCCGGACAAAGAUGCACGCGACCCCGGUGUAAAAACGCCAUACAGCCCGUGGGGGCGUGCUGCAAGAUGUGUGGAGCAGUGUUUAACUUGACAACCGGUUACGGCUUUAACUUCGAGAAUUUUAAAAGUGCCGUCAACAAUUUGUUCUCUAAAAACGCCAGCGAUGGCGUCAAGCUGUACACGUCACUGACCAACGAAGGCUGGGUACAGGUGGUGCUGAGCGACUCAGACCAGGUGAAAAGUUUACAGUGGGCGGCGGUGCUGAGGGACGCCCUUAAGACAGAUAUCAACAGCGGUUCUCAUGUUUUUGCUAUCGACCACAUGAUCGACAACUACGGGGAGCCCUACACCCCCCCGGGCCCAGACCAACACACAGGUGACCAAAGCUUGACCACGGUGUCAUUAGCCGGGAUUAUCCUGGGCGUCAUCGUCGGCGUUCUGCUCAUCAUCACAAUCAUCGUCGUCUUCGUCUUUAGAGUCAGCGGGCGUGGUCUGUUCCUCCCGUCCAUGCCAAGGUCAACCCAACCCAGGACAGCGGCCCACAUUGACCCAGGUUUCGCCAACCCGCUUUUUGACGUCUCGCCACUGGAUGACGGGAAUGCUGUGUUUAGAGAGAUGGAGCUGAUCGGGACGUCCCAAGAUGACCAGCCAACGUUUGACGUCACGGCCAAAGAGAAUCCUUUGUACGUCACAACCAAGAGUUUAUUCCGCGACGCCAGCGCCUCUGACGACCCCCCUCCCCACAGGGGCGUGGCAGUGACAUCCACCUCUGGCACUAUCCCCAUUGGACAUCCGACAGGGGGGUCUGACAGCACCAUUUAGCACGUGCUCGCCUGAGCAAUGCAAGUUGUCAAACAUUAAUUGUGUACUCACCAUGGACUUGACCACAUACAACAAUCUUCUAGGAGCGUGUGUUGUGUUGAAAUAACACACCGAUUUGUAUGCACACGCUUACUUACACUCAUAUACAAACACAUACAAAUAUAAUAACACACAUCUUUGUGUAUAUAUAUGUAAUAUUUGGGAUCAGGGCAUUCCCCUCCCCUAGUUUAUUGCUUUUUUUUAAAA